Molecule: messenger RNA, 687 nt
Organism: Cylicostephanus goldi
Lineage: Eukaryota; Metazoa; Nematoda; Chromadorea; Rhabditida; Strongylidae
Source: the annotation of a GenBank genome assembly
AUGGCGCGACGAUUCAAAUUCAAUGUUCUAGAUAGUUAUGCAGUCGCUGCCCAAACGCAAAGGGUUGUUGUCUACAAACCCAAUAGCACUAUAGUUGAGAAUGAAGUAAAUUUGUCGCUAUACGAUAGAGUAGUAAGGCUUGGUAAUGUACCUGCACCACAUCUUCAACUAUUUAUCUCGCUCAUCCAGACUCAUGUGCCAGUAGGAGUUACGAUUAGGUUAGCUUCACUGCUGCGUCACUGUAGUGCAGUGAGAAGAAUGUCAAACGAUGCUGUAGAGCGAUUGGUACCUUAUGAAUUGGUGGAUAUCGGUGCUAAUCUAGGACAUCCUUCAUACAAAAAUGACUUGAAUGAUGUUUUGAAGCGAGCAAAACAGGCAGGUCUGUGCAAACUCAUGAUCACAGGUACUUCUGAGAAAAUAAGUGCAGAAUCUAUGAAGCUUGCCGAGACUAUGCCUGGUUUCCUUUACUUCACCGCAGGUGUGCAUCCCCAUGAUGCUAAAGAUUUUGGUGAAGACUCAUUGGAUACGCUGAGAACCCUUCAGGCUCACCAGCAAUGUGUUGCUGUGGGAGAAUGUGGGCUGGACUUUAACAGAAAUUUCUCACCACCGGAUGUGCAGAAGGAGGUAUUUAGGAAGCAGGCUAAGAAAUACGUGGAGAUGGGGUUAUACAUCGGACUGACAGGUUAG